GAUCAGCUGCAAUGCUGGGUGUUUUGGGUUCAGGCACUAAAGGGCACUGAUGUGGAGAAGACUGUGUGUGUGUGUGUGUGUGUGUGUGUGUGUGUGCGUGUCAGGGAUGAAGGAUGGUCGGAGCACAGGUGCUCUCCUCCCUGUGCCCUCAGGGCCGGUCCUCCCCCAGUGCUCACGUCUCAACAAAGUCCCCGCUUGUUCUCGCUUUAAUCGCUCCAUCUGCCCUUGAAAUUCCUGCGCGGCCAACUCUCUCUUUUCUCUCUCUCUCUCUCUCUCUCUCUUUCUUCGUCUCAGCAGGAUUACGAACAGGCUCCGGGGGGGAUGAGGACAUAUUUUCUGUAUUAUUACACUGGUCUUAUCAGUUUAACGCCCCCGGGCCCCAGGAUCCCGGCUCAAAAUGUCCCCCAUUGCUCAGACCCGUGUCAUCGGAGGAUGUGGACACAGGUCUGCUGUCUUCUGAGAUCCCCGAGGAGAGCUCGAGGGCGUCCGAUGUGUGGCUGAGGUCCUCCCCUGCUGCCGGUCUGAAGCAGUCUGCUGCGGCUACAGCAGCCACCUGCUCCCCUACGCGCUCGGCGACCACCAGCCCUCUGCCUGACAUCGGUGGUUCAGACGCGCCAGGGGAGGGGGAAAAGAAGAAGAAGAAAGAGGUGGAUGGGAUUUUUGACAUCGUGUUCCUGGCCCAAGCGCCUGGCGAGUCUGCGUCCUCUCUCUGUGCCGACAACACCCGGUGCGCAGGAGCCGAGAGAGGGUCAGGGUCACGCGCAGGGACGGUGGACUUUUUGGACUAAUGAGAGCUGAGCGGAGUGAAGUGUAAUCACAGAACUCUCCAACUUGCCGUCCUGUCCUGGGAGAGGCGUCGCUCGUGUUCCUGUCUUGGUAGUUUGUCCUCAGUCGAGGGGUUAAGGACAGAGGAUGUGCCCCCCCCCCCCGGUGUACACUUUGUUAGGCCCUAUGAGGCUAGUUGUAAUUUGUGAAUAUGGGCUAUACAAAUAAAAUCUGAUCGACUGAUCUCGCAUUUAAUUGUUGAGUAGGUUUUUUGUGCUUCUGUUUAUUUGACUGGAAAAGCUCAAGUGGAGCUGCGGAGGCCAUUUAAAAAAAAAGAUCUAAUUCCGUCUACGCGUGAUUUAUACCGUCAUAAACGACAUUGCUGAUAAAUGGCUUUGGUCCAGUCACCUAUUUCUUUGACAUAUUUCAGGGCCCUAUCUGAGGGCGAUCAGGUGCGUCAGAGGGACCUCGAGACAAAGCAGGUAAACACAAGAUACGUAUCGAUUUACGAGGCCGUGAUGGACGAGUUUACAGUAAUGCCGUAUCUUUUAUUGCCCCUGACUGCAAAACAGUCCCGAUCUUCCUCAAAUAAUCUUUGGCCCCGAGGCCGUCACUGCAGCGCACCCGCUCC
Scophthalmus maximus (turbot) is the source of this 1396-nucleotide messenger RNA. RefSeq lists its product as uncharacterized. Bases 114 to 788 code for a protein of 224 amino acids. The record is from RefSeq and is a predicted model, not a curated record. NCBI's taxonomy places the organism in Eukaryota, Metazoa, Chordata, Actinopteri, Pleuronectiformes, Scophthalmidae. The transcript is spliced from 3 exons.